Acyrthosiphon pisum (pea aphid) is the source of this 703-nucleotide messenger RNA. RefSeq names its product dynein heavy chain 17, axonemal-like. Gene Ontology annotation, cellular component: dynein complex. NCBI's taxonomy places the organism in Eukaryota, Metazoa, Arthropoda, Insecta, Hemiptera, Aphididae. Bases 107 to 688 code for a protein of 193 amino acids. The record is from RefSeq and is a predicted model, not a curated record. The transcript is spliced from 2 exons. Gene Ontology annotation, biological process: microtubule-based movement. Gene Ontology annotation, molecular function: dynein light intermediate chain binding; dynein intermediate chain binding.
GUUAUGAAUAAUAAAUGGGCUUGAAGAAACUCUGUUGUUAUAGUACCUAUAUAUAUUACAGGUGUUGACGUUGGAAAUUAAUGAACGUAUUGCCCUAACACAGACAAUGCGUCUACCGUUCGAUAUACCCAAUUUGAGGUCCACCACGCCAGGCUCUGUUUUCCAGGCUGGUGUACUUUACUUAAACCAUACUGAUCAUGGAUGGAAUCCGUAUGUUACUAGCUGGAUUGGCACUAGUGAUAAUGCAACCGAAAAAGCUGCUCUUCUGGUACUGUUAAAUAAAUAUGUGCCCAUCUGUUUGGAAGUGCUUAAAACGAAAUUCAAAAUCGUAACACCCAUACCGGAAAUAAUGCACAAACAAAUGUUGUGUACGUUACUCGAUUGUCUUUCGAGUCCCAUCAAUUGUCCGCCGGAAAUUGCUAGGGAUGUGUUCGGAACAUAUUUUGUGUUCGCUUGUCUUUGGGUGUUUGGUUCAGCAAUAUUUCCAGAUCAGUUGAUUGAUUGGCGAGUUGAAUUUUCCAAAUGGUGGUUAUCAGGGUUUAAAACCAUUACAAUUUCAUCAUCAGGAAGUGUGUUAAAUUAUUUCAUCGACCCUGAACCAAAACAAUUUAUUCCUUGGUCAAAUCGUGUAUCAUAUUUCGAGCUUGUUCCAGAUACACGUCUACAAGUAAUAAUUAUAUUGUUUUAAUAAAAACAAUUAAAU